This is a messenger RNA of Archocentrus centrarchus (flier cichlid), 1972 nucleotides long. It is a transcript of the gene atoh1a, whose product is annotated as atonal bHLH transcription factor 1a. Gene Ontology annotation, molecular function: E-box binding; protein dimerization activity; DNA-binding transcription factor activity, RNA polymerase II-specific. The transcript has 2 exons. Gene Ontology annotation, cellular component: nucleus. Gene Ontology annotation, biological process: positive regulation of transcription by RNA polymerase II; axon development; sensory organ development. Bases 95 to 1210 code for a protein of 371 amino acids. The record is from RefSeq and is a predicted model, not a curated record. Lineage: Eukaryota; Metazoa; Chordata; Actinopteri; Cichliformes; Cichlidae.
CGCGACGGUCAUAUUCACACAGUGCGACAACAUAGCUGUGCGUGCCUCCAAGAACUUUUCCCCCAAUAUUGUUAGGAAAGAGUUUUUUGGAAUCAUGGAUGUCCUAUCUGUGGAGGACUGGAGCAAAGAAGCACGUGAGAUGCCGGCUUCCCACUCGCGGCAGCAGAAUUGCGGGAGCCCGAGUGAGAUGGAGAGGGGAGGGAAGCAACAGUUCGAGGAGUCCCGCUACGAACCUGGGCUGACGCUCGUGGACAGCGACAGUGACCCACGCGCCUGGCUGGCUCCUACUUCUGGCACCUGCGCGGCACACGCCACUUCACCUGACUACCUGCGGCACUCGCCAUGUCCGAGUACCGGCUCCUACCACGAGAGUGGCUCCCCGGGCUCCUCAGGCCAUCCCAGCCCUCCAAGCUACAGAAAACCUGCCAAGAGCCUCACCUCUUCUUCGCUCAAAGUCAGGGAGUUGUGCCGUCUUAAAGGCUCAGUCACCGGGCCCGAAGAGGAGGCCUCCAUGAGACAGAGAGCCCCUUCCAGCAAACCUGUCAACGGGAUCCAAAAGCAAAGGAGAGUAGCCGCGAACGCGCGGGAAAGGAGGCGAAUGCACGGGCUUAACCACGCGUUUGAUGAGCUGCGCAGCGUCAUCCCAGCGUUUGACAAUGACAAGAAGCUCUCAAAAUACGAAACUCUGCAGAUGGCGCAGAUUUACAUCAACGCCCUCGCUGAGCUUCUCCAAGGUCCGGUGUCCUCCUCCAGCAGCAGCAGCAGCAGCAGCAAUAACGACAUCUCCAGCAAUAACAACUCGCCAAAGUGUGACAUUAUGCUCUCAACCACCGCUGUUUACGACGGAGCGAAGGACAGUGCCUCCCAGUCCCCUACAACAUGCAGAACAGCGGACGCUGCGCCCGUCUCAGGUAGCAGCUUACCUGUUCACAUCAGCGGGGUGCCUUUCCGUUCCUCCUUCGACCAAAGUUCGUUUUCCACUAGAGUCGAAGAAUCGAAGUGUUCGCCCUCUCCUUCGACAUCCGUUCGGGCAGGCAGUUCGCAGUUCGUAAACGGAAGGAAAGCGUCUCCCCGGAGCGACGGAGAGUUUUCCCCGCACUCCCACUUCAGUGACUCGGAUGAAAUAGCAAUGGAGCUUCAUUCAAGUGAAGAAGAUGAUCUCUCAGAACUUAAGCUGCCCGCACACCAUCACCGCACAAUUAGUUUCUAAAUUUCUAAAUAAAUACACACAGUACAGCAAAGUUUCUCUAUAGCCUACAAUAAAAUAAUGUCCAUAAAACGUGUCAAUCAUAGCUAUAGUCUGUUGUUGACGAAAUGCAAUUUUAAGAGGAAUUCUUGUUCUUUGCAAAAAAAAAAAAGUUAUGUUUAAUUUAACUUGUUACAUGGUUUAAAGAUAUUUUUUAAUGUGAGUAAGGCCUAAUUCGAUUCUGCCAAUAAAUGUCUAUCCUAUAAUUUUCAGUCUCCAUGGAGACGUGGCUGGAAGACCCCUCUGCCAUGUCGCGCGCAGCACUGCCACGGGUAUUUCCCACGUCACUCCAACCAAAAAGCUGUCUUCCACAGAAAUCAUAACUUUAUUGAUAAUUGCUUAUAUUUGAUAAUGUAAAGACAUUUUUUGUAGCUAUGAUAUGAGUUUUUGUUGUGAUUUAUGUUUUUAAUCGAUCAUUUGUUUGUAUAAUGAAUUUUGUUUUGCGACUUAAAAAGUUCAUGAUGUGCACUUUAAACUAUACGAGCCAGAGGCUUCAGAAAUACGACUUUUUUGUUGUUUUGUUUUCACACCAUUAACUAUAGGGGUUUGCUUUGUUUGCUAGUGUAGUACUGCCAACUUCAUACAAAUAGCCUAUUUAAUGUAGCCAUCAUUGCUGCCUUCUUUUAUAUUUUAAUUUUGUAUCCUCAUAUCAGCUUGUGUGUCCUUUUUCUUUCACUGGUUGAGAAAUGUUGUUGUAUUUAUUGCUCAUAGCAUAUGUUCCAUGUG